Messenger RNA from Aspergillus nomiae NRRL 13137, 1878 nucleotides. Its product is annotated as S53 family peptidase. The transcript is spliced from 10 exons. The record is from RefSeq and is a predicted model, not a curated record. The coding region runs from base 1 to 1878 and encodes 625 amino acids. NCBI's taxonomy places the organism in Eukaryota, Fungi, Ascomycota, Eurotiomycetes, Eurotiales, Aspergillaceae. Gene Ontology annotation, biological process: proteolysis. Gene Ontology annotation, molecular function: serine-type endopeptidase activity; tripeptidyl-peptidase activity.
AUGCGGCCCUUGUCUCAUCUUUCUUUUUGCAGCGGGCUCCUGCUCGGCCUGUCCGCCCUCUCGGCUGCGACCUCAGUAGUCCAUGAGAGGCGUGAAGUAACAUCAUCGAACUGGGUCAAGCGGGCGCGUGUGAGCCCAUCUGACACACAUGUGGUCCGCAUUGGCUUAGCCCAGAGUAACCUCGAAGAGGCUCACGACCUGCUCAUGGAUGUCUCAAACCCAAGCUCUCCCAACUAUGCCAAGUUCUACUCGGCAGAUGAAGUCGCUGCCAAGUUCGCGCCGUCGACAGAAACAGUCAACGAGGUCCAGAACUGGCUCACCGAAAAGGGAAUCAAUGCCAGCCGCGUCGCUCAAACCAAGAACCACGGCUGGCUUGUAUUCCACGCAACGUCCAAGGAGAUCGAGGACUUGUUCGACACCACCUACUAUGAGUACCACAAUAAGAAAACUGGAAAGAAAGCAAUUGCCUGCGAACAGUACCAUGUCCCAGAUUCAGUGCAAAAGCACAUCGACUAUGUGCAUCCUGGAGUCAAUCUGAACCCAUCCUCGGGAAAAGCCUCUAGUAUCCGGAGAAGGGGCUCGGCUAGCGGAAAGACGAAGCUUGGAGGACGCCCUAUUCACCAAGGCGAUCUCAAAGGCCUCAAUGUCACUAACUGCGAUCAUUCAAUCACGCCAGACUGCAUUCGGGCAUUGUAUAAGAUUCCCUCAGCGCGUGCGGCGCCUCACCCAAAUAACUCUUUGGGCAUCUUCGAGGAAGGGGACUACUAUGCCCAGGAGGACCUGGACCUGUUCUUCAAGACAUUUGCCAAAAAUAUUCCUGGAGGCACACACCCAAUUCCCGCCUUCAUCGACGGCGCCGAGGCUCCGGUCCCCGUCGGCAGGCCGACCGAUGAUGCAAACUGGGCUAGUAAUACCACCGGGUUUCUCAAUACUUUCUUGGACGCACUUGAUGGCUCUUACUGCACCUAUUGUGCGUAUGGUGAAUGUGGCAAUGACCCAUCGCUGGAUCCAAUUUACCCUGAUGCCGGUGGCUACGAUGGACAGCUCAUGUGUGGCGUGUUCAAGCCUACUAAUGUCAUUAGUGUCUCGUACGGCGAACAGGAGAAUGACCUUCCUGCAAAUUAUCAGCAGAGGCAAUGCACGGAGUUUCUGAAGCUGGGUCUGCAAGGAGUCUCGGUGCUCUUUGCCUCUGGUGAUAACGGGGUUGCAGGACCCCCAGGAGAUGGGGGCAGUGUGAAUGGCUGCCUGAACAAUGGCACAGUUUUUAGUCCUGCAUUCCCUAACAGCUGCCCUUAUAUCACCAACGUUGGCGCCACCAAGGUCUACCCGGGAUACACCGUUUCCCAGCCCGAGAGCGCCGUGUAUGAUCCGGCUGGCUUGUACAGUUAUGCGUCAGGUGGUGGCUUCAGCAACAUCUAUCCCAUCCCUGACUACCAAGCGGAUGCUGUAGCCACAUACUUCAAGGACCAUAACCCUCCCUAUCCGUACUACGAAGGCGCCGAAAAUCUCGGCAAGAAUGGCGGCCUCUACAAUCGGUUGGGUCGAGGCUAUCCGGAUGUAGCCGCGAAUGGCGACAACAUUGCCGUCUUCAAUGGCGGCGAGUUCGGCUUGUCGGGUGGAACCAGUGCUAGCACUCCAAUCUUUGCUGCCAUCAUCAACCGCAUUAUUGACGAGCGCCUUGCCGUCGGCAAGGGUCCGGUCGGGUUUAUCAACCCUGUCCUCUACAAGAAUCCCUCUGUCCUGAAUGAUAUCACCAAUGGUACUAAUCCCGGAUGUGGAACAGACGGUUUCGCAACUGCGCCUGGAUGGGAUCCUGCCACCGGCCUGGGAACACCUAACUAUCCGAAGAUGUUGAAGUUGUGGCUUGAUCUCCCUUAG